AUGUCCGUAACAAUGUCCCCAGCCCAGGCAUCCGCCCUCCCCAGCGACCUACGCAACAGCAUCUACUCCUCUCUCCUCUCCAGCGGCGGAAUCCGCACCAUCGAAUCCACUUUGACCCAACUUCUACAAACCUCCGGUUUCCAAGCCAGCCUACGGGCCUACAUAACCGAGCUAUUCCGGACGGGGCAAGCGACAACAGCGAAUGAGGCGUAUAGCUUGGCGAUGAACCGGAUUAAGGUGUGCAUGGCUGAGGGUGCUGGCGCAGAGAAAGAUGGGGGGAGGGCGAAUGGGCAUGUGAACGGGGACGGAGAAGAGACGGAGGUUGGUGACCUGAGGUUACCCAGUGAGGUGGUGGGUGAGGGGACUAAGGUUGUGAGGAGGGAGUUGGAGAGAGUUGUUGAGAUUAAGAUGGAGUGAGGGACAUGAGCGCGGGCUUUGAGAACGAUAAGUUUGAAUCAACGUAGAAGGGUCCAAGGGAUAGCGACCUGCUAGCUGGGGUCAGUAUCAUGGUUAUGAGCAGAUCUUGCCGUGCAUGUUUGCAGUUCAGGACGCCAUCUA
Messenger RNA from Macroventuria anomochaeta, 558 nucleotides. RefSeq lists its product as uncharacterized. Bases 1 to 417 code for a protein of 138 amino acids. Lineage: Eukaryota; Fungi; Ascomycota; Dothideomycetes; Pleosporales; Didymellaceae. The transcript has a single exon. The record is from RefSeq and is a predicted model, not a curated record.